Molecule: messenger RNA, 2531 nt
Organism: Cucurbita maxima (winter squash)
Lineage: Eukaryota; Viridiplantae; Streptophyta; Magnoliopsida; Cucurbitales; Cucurbitaceae
Exons: 2
Coding region: 85-726 (213 amino acids)
Source: RefSeq, a predicted model, not a curated record
GUGCAAAUCGUUGGGUUUGCCAAACUAACGUCCUGAGGCGCCCCUAGGAGGGUAAAUAAUACUCGAGGCUUCUUUUUGUCUCUGAUGGUGACUUCAUCUUCGAAAACCAGAUCCAGCGGCCCGGUGCGCCGAUCACAGUCGCCUGGCGGCCGGUUAUGUAACUUCCCGGCGCUGUCGUCUUUUACGUCGGCGUUUGCUUCAUCCACUAGCUUAAACUUUUACUCGCAUUCUUCUACUUUCCGUUCCGUUGAUCACCGCGAUUUCCGCAGCCACCAUCAUCAACCUCGAUGCACCUCCCCUAGCCGUGUUAAUUUUUUUUCGUCUCCUUCUCUUACUUCUGCUGUCCGUUUUUUCGUCGAUAACCGUUCGAUUUCUCCGAAUCGGUCCGUUAUUGUUUCGAGGAAAAAUCGAUCGGCGUCUAAUGUUAAGAGGACCUGUAUAUGCUCUCCGACGACGCAUCCAGGAUCGUUCCGGUGUAGUCUUCACAAAAACGUCUCGAGUAGCGGCGGCAAUAGCCAGACGGUGUCGUUUCCUUCAACCAGGUUAAAUAUGCGGCGAUCGGCUAUGGCCAACUCGCUCGUUCGAAUCGGUGGUGUGGAAGGAGAGUUGGUGAAGCGAGCAUUGACUACUCUAAUUCGACCUUCUUCGCACCAGCAGAGGAGGAGAGGGGCAUUUAUACCUAGAUCAAGUCGGCUCUCUGUCAUGUCCAAGGUUGACGACGCUUGAAUUUACAGCAGAAGGUACGGUGAGGUCUAAAAACUUUAUGAUCUCAGGUUGUUUGAAGAGCAACAAUUUGUGAACGUUUCUGGUUUAGAAUUAUAGCCGAAAAGAAAACACACUACACUAAGUUGCAUAAUCGUUCAAAGAAGUAUCUGAAGUGAAGUUCAUUAGAUUCAGAAUAUGUGACUCGGAAGCAGGACUACUGAGUCGACUCGCCGAGUGUUAUUCGCAGGCUUCGUGGUUUUUUGGCAGAGGAUUGAAGAAGAAGAAAAAAAGCCAACGAACUUGCACCUUUGUACAUACAACAUUGUUUGCUGUGGAAGGAGAAAUUCAGACAUUUUUACUUCGAAUUGAAACCAAACGAAAGCAAAACAAAAUUCGAAGAUUAAUUUCAACAACCAGCAACCGGCUUCAAUUUGAAAAUGAUUUAUAACACCGUUGGAUGAUGAGAAUUGUGACCUGUUCAAUUCCGUUCUAUGUGCAGCCUUGGGAUUCCGUGUGUGCCGCCAUUGUCAUCUGCUCCGAUGAUCGUGAUUUUCGUCCCCAUCGUUUCACGUGGUUCCGUUUAAUCCGUCCCGUUCAUUCCGGUGCCAGGUAUUUAUUUCUUUACUUUUGCUAUGAUUCGUUUAUUUAGUUGGUGCAGGACGUGCCGCUUGGUGAAAUAAAGUCGUCACGAUUCAGGCGCUGAGUUGAAACUAAACUUAGAAGAUAAAACAAUGUUAAAAUAUUUAAUAAUAAAUUAUAGUUUAUUUACCAUUCUAUCUCCUUUAUUAAUAUAAUAAGAGGAAGGAAAGUGUUGAAUGAAAGCCUCACGGUCUAAUUUAGGAAUGACCAUAGGUUUAUAAUCUAUCAUUGGCUAAGUUAGUGAAGAUGAUCGUCCCAAUCCAAUAAAUAUAGUUUAAGUUGGGUUAUUAACCCAUUUGAAUUUGAUUAUUUCAAAUCAAAUAAAUGAAGAUUUAUAAGUUAGGUUAGUUCAUGGGUUUGUUUUUUUUUUAACGUUAUUUUUAUUAUAUUUAUAAUUUUAUUAUUUAUUCUCUUGGACUUCGGCCUUCAAAUGAGCUCUUCAAGCCUAGUGAUUUUUUGGGUUUUAUGUAGUAGUUGGGAUAGCCCAAAACCUAAUUUAGUGGGCCCAAGCCACGUGUCCGAUUCUCCAGAGGCAGUUAUUGUUAACUUCUUUUGCAAAGUGACAGUCAGAGUAACUUAAACAUCUCUCGUAACCGCUUUCUUUAUAUAAAUAUCACCCCGCCCAUUUUUACUCUGUUGCUUGACUAUUCUUUCGAGAGAAGAAAAGAAACAGCGAAAUGGGUUUGGGCAUCAAUUGUUCAUCUUCAGUAGUUCUCCUACCUCGAGCUCCCGAUUCAAAUUCCUUUGAUUCUUCAAAAGUUGCUCGAUUGUCUGCGAAGGACGAUAGAGGAACGUGGAGAAUCAGAAGUCGAUGCGCUUUAGGUUUAGCGAGUUUGAUUCUCGCAAUUGAGUUCGGCGACAUCUCCGUCGCCGUUGAAACUCAGGCUCUCGAAUCGCCGCCGCAAGUUGUAGAUUCGAGGCGUGUAAAGAUCUCGAGAUGGAGCGACAAAAGAAAAUGCGCUCAAUGGCGAGCCAAUUCGCUCGAGAUCAUUGUGCCUGAGAACCUUCCGAGGCCAUCGCAGCGCCGGAAGUGGGAGACAAUAGCAUUUACGGAUGUGGAGAACGCACCGGCAGUUCAAGUAAUUUCUUCCAAAUUUGGCUCCAAGUACUGUUUCUCUUUAUAAAUAUCUAUUGCCUCGCCCAGAGUAAAUUGUAGAUACUAGCUACUAAGUCGUUUUUAUCAAUCA